Molecule: messenger RNA, 2605 nt
Organism: Danio rerio (zebrafish)
Lineage: Eukaryota; Metazoa; Chordata; Actinopteri; Cypriniformes; Danionidae
Source: RefSeq, a predicted model, not a curated record
AAGACACCUGAUUCAAGGUCAAAGUCUUACACACAACAUGGUUCUGAAGGACAGUUUAAUUUGCCUUUGCUUUUGAAGACAAUCGACAUCCAUCGUUUUAAAAGGCUGAAAGAAAAGAAGAACAAUGACAGGAUUACUUCAAGCACAAAAACUCAAACUCAAAGACAGUAUGGAUGAGCCUCCAUCUCUGUCAUCCUCUAGGGGUCAUUUGUUUGAGGAGCUUCAGUGUUCAGUGUGUCUGGAUGUGUUCACUGAUCCAGUCAGCACUCCAUGUGGACACCACUUCUGUAAGAGCUGCCUGAACAAGAGCUGGGAGAACAGUCAGGUCUGCAGAUGUCCAUUGUGCAGAGAAAGAUUCAGUGACAAACCCAGUUUUAAGAUCAACACUGGACUUGGAGAGUUUGCUCAACGCUUUAAGCAAAGGUUAAGCCUGCGAAUAUCUGAGGUCCUCUGUGACAUCUGUGAUGGGAGAAAGAUGAAAGCCUUGAAGUCCUGUCUGGUGUGUCAGACCUCUUACUGUGAAACUCACCUGGAGCCUCAUCGAAGAGUCCCGAACUUCAUGAAACACAAACUGAUGGAGCCUGUGAUAAAUAUAAAACACUAUAUAUGCCAGAAACACGAGAGACCUCUGGAGCUGUUCUGUAGAGAUGAUCAGAUGUGUGUUUGUGUGUUUUGCACUGAUGGAGACCACAAGACUCACAACACUGUUCCUAUACAAGAGGAGAUCAAAGUGAAGAAGAUUCAGAUGAUGAAGACUCAGAGAGACAUGCAGCAGAUGAUUGAUGAAAGAACCAAGAAGAUUCAAGACAUCAAACACUCAGCAGACCUCAGAAAGGAAAGCACAGCAAGAGAGAAAACGUCCACUGUUGAGCUCUUCAGUGAUCUGCAGCGCUCCAUUGAGAGAUGUCAGGCCGAGCUGCUAGAGAUGAUGGAGGAGAAGCAGAAAGCAGCAGAGAAACAGGAUGAAGAGCUGAUUCAAGAGCUGCAGCAGGAAAUCAACGAGCUGAAGAUGAGAAACUCUGAUUUGGAUCAUCUCUCACACACUGAAGAUCACCUCCAGCUCCUGGAGAUUUACCCAUCCAUAUGCAGCCCACCAAACAUUAAGAACUGGCCUGAAACCAGUAUGAGCACUGAUGUGAGCUUGGAGACUCUGAGGAGAGCUCUGACUCAACUGCAGGAAACUCUGAAUGAGAAAGUCAGCAAAACUGUGUUGAGGAGGAUGCAGCAGUAUGCAGUGGAUGUGACUCUGGAUCCCGAUACAGCUCAUCAAAAACUGAUUCUCUCUGAUGACGGGAAGCAAGUGAGCACUGAGGACACUAAACAAAAGGUCCCAAACAACCUAGAAAGGUUUGAUAAGUGUAUCUGUGUUCUGGGAAAAGAGGGAUUCCUGACGGGGAGAUUGUAUUUUGAGGUUCAGAUGAAGGGAAAGACGGAGUGGACUUUAGGAGUGGCCAGAGAAUCGAUUAACAGGAAGGGGAAAAUCACAGUGGGUCUUCAGGAUGGAUACUGGGCUGUGGGUCUGAGGAAUGAGAAUGAAUAUUGGGCUUAUGCUGCUCCAGCUGUCCGUCUUUCUGUAAGAGAGAAACCACAGAAGGUCGGUGUGUUUGUGGAUUAUGAAGACGGUCUGGUCUCAUUCUAUGAUGUGGAGUCCAGAUCUCACAUCUACUCUUUCACCGGUCAGUCUUUCAUCAAUAGACUUUACCCAUAUUUUUGCCCCUUUCCUAAUGAUAUCUGUAAAAAUUCAGCAUCAAUGAACAUCUCACCUGUUAACUGCAGUGGAUGAUUAAAUAGACCGGAAAUGAAAUGCACAUUGAAAACAAAGCAUUGCUAGACAUAUUUAUCUGUAAUUAAUAUUUCCUGAAUUAAUUUUCACAUCUAAUUUGCUUAUUAGACACAGGAAACUACUACUUUUAUAUUUUUAAAUCUACUUAUUAAAUUCUACAUAACAUAAAAUGGGAACAUUUGCAGUUUGACAGUGUCCUGUACAUUAUUGCAGACUUACUGAAUCAUUAGGAAUAAUCCAGGACGCAAAAUAUUCACACAUGACUGAAAUAAUAAAAUCCUGGGUCCUUUCCUUACAAUUUUUAGUGAAUUAUGCAAACUGUACAAUGCUUUGAUGAUUCCAACUCAAGUGAACAACAGUGGCCAUAUUACUAUUACAGGGGCAAAUUAUUGAUUAAUAAAGACUUUUUUUCUCGUUCAAUAACCCAGUUAAACGCUGCAGGACAUAGGCCCUCCAGGACAGAGUUUGCCCACCCCUGCAAUAACCUGUAUUGCAUGUUGUAUUUGCAACAUGGAUGCUUGUUUAUUUAAUGUGUAACUAUAGGCUGCCAUUAAGUCUAAACUGUAGACUUCUAAGUUGGUGAGAUUGUGUAUAAUGUGUAUGUGUGUUUGUGGUAUACAGUAAGUUUACAAAACAAUUCAAUAAAAUUACAGAAUACAAAACAGUGGAAUAAAUGUGAGUAUUACUUUAUUUGAGGUUUUGUACACAAUAUGGAGACGAUUCAAGCUUUACUAGCUAUUGUGCUGUUGUACUGAGCUUGCUUCAAAGAGUUAGGACUCCAACAAUCCAUGAUUAUAAUUGAUUUUAGAACAACAACAAAAA